This is a messenger RNA of Diprion similis, 6050 nucleotides long. RefSeq lists its product as uncharacterized. Gene Ontology annotation, cellular component: cytoplasm; nucleus. The transcript is spliced from 12 exons. NCBI's taxonomy places the organism in Eukaryota, Metazoa, Arthropoda, Insecta, Hymenoptera, Diprionidae. Bases 106 to 5871 code for a protein of 1921 amino acids. Gene Ontology annotation, molecular function: microtubule binding. The record is from RefSeq and is a predicted model, not a curated record.
UCGCGGUCUGCUUAUAUCCAUAUGCAUUGUUUGUGUUGGUGAACCUGGCGAAAGCUCGUGUAGUAUCUUCUCUUAUACCGACAUCGCUUGUUCAAACGCCGACGAAUGAAAGCUCCGCGCUUUUCUUAUCGCCGCCUCGAUGAUUCGAGCCCUGCAAGCUCUGCCAUGAGAGGGAGUCGUCCACCGUACCUGCAUCGAGCUGAGAUGGGCUCGCGCAGUGUUCCCGGUGCUGGCGUCGCUGGAGUAUUGAUCAACGAGGACAGCGGCGAUGGAGGCGGCGUCGUCGUCGGCGGGGGUGGCGGUGGAGGUGGCGGCGGGGGCGGCGUCGCGAGGGGGGUCGGCGCCAUGGCGGCAGUACGAGGUCGGACCUUGCCGAGGACGGGGCAGAGAGCUGCGCUUAGCGGAACCAUCACGGUAUCGAAACGGCCCCCGGCGGCGGUGGCGGCGGUAAAUUCCGCCGCAGGAAUCAAGCAACCGAAGACGAUUAAAGCCCCCGGAAGUUUCGGGCUGCCUCCGAUUAACGGGACGAAAAAUCCACCCUCCAGGAAGAGCCCAGGAAAACCGCGAGAGGGAGCCGACAAGGAAAACGCAGCGGGAGCCGGUCCGAAAGCUCGGUCCUCGAAAAGGCCCCGCGAAAACGAAGGGAAUGGAAAUGCAGGGAACGGUUUGGCCCUCCGACCACCGAGAGUGAUCGCCCCGAAGAUGGCCAAGAACGCGGGAGAGAGCAGGAUACCGAUGCCGGGUUCCAUCCGGCCCUCGUUUCUUCCUAAGCCCAGGGUAGUCGCCCAGCACAAGGUUGCAGGAUUCGAAAUUCCUGUAACGCCACAGAAUGCCGGACAACGAGGAUCGGUGAAAUCGCUUAUGGAGAGCCUCUACUUGGCAGACAAGGGUUGCGUCACUUCGACGCCAUUUGUUCAUUCGAAUACGGGUGCCAAAGCCUUCGACGAAACCUUCGGGCUUUCACCUCUGGAGAAUGUCCGCAAUGAGGAGGAUGGAAAGUCUAAAACUCCAUCGCCGACCUCGAAAACGAAAAUCCCACCCGGUAAUCGUCUGGUCUUGCCAACGAUGUUUACGAAGCCGUCGAUCCCCUCGACGAACGAAGCAACCGUCUCGCCGGGAGCAAAAUCGACGAACCUUAACGUGACCGGAACCGUUGCGAAGCCGAAACCAGCGCCGCAGGAAGUCGAAACGUCAAAGUCGCCGGAGCAGAAGACUCAGUCAGUUGCAGAUGCGGGUGUUUCGAAGAAGAAUGGAGCCUCACCGACGGGAAACGAGGGGAGAAAGUCCCUGCCAAAAAUUAACGAAGUCUCUGCUCUACCGUCAGACGCAGGAGCCGAAAACAAAUGGAUGCCAAAGUCUUCUACGGGCGUAAAGAACAUUACCCACCUAAUUAACAAGGUCGAAAAUGCUCUUCUGCGUCAAGCAGUGUAUAAGGUGAACGACGUGACGGUGAAUUUGAGCAAACCGUCGCCGAAACCAACCGGGGCCAUAUUUACGCUCAACGAAUCGUUCAUAAACGUGAAACCGACGGUAAACGGAAACUCCGGCGAUUCGGAGCAGACGACGACUGUGCCGAAUUUCUACGCCGAUAAAUCACCCGUCGUCGAGGCACCGUUUACGAAACGAAUGACGUACACAUGUGGGAAAAAUGACCAGCCCAACGAUGGGGCCCAAUCGAAGAACCUGACCUUCGACAAACCCGGCCUGAUCGCAGGCCUUAGUCCCGACGUCGCGAAACAGAACGGUGGAAUUCUGUCCCGCGAGGAUAUGAACGACACCUUCUUGAUCGGGGAUAAGGCUGGUCAUGGCCAGGCCGAGUUUACCAAGGAACAGAAGGCCUCGAACGGGACGUUUUUGAUCGACGGCAUCGAGAACAUCGACGCUUUUUCACGGACCAUAUCGUUACCCGACAGAGAAAUUAACGCCCGCAAUAAUCCGGCAACGAAUUUAUUCCCUACGACACUUGAGGACAAAGUGAAAAACGACAACGAACUAAACGACACGUACUUCAUCGAGCCGGGAAUCCCCACUCGCGCCAGCAUUGUCAGUGGAUGUUUAAUGAGCAAAGAACCGGCCGAGUUUCCGAGCAUUUUUUACGACUCCAUGCGCCUGAGUCAGAUCGAGUACGUCAACGACAGCUGUCUAAUCGACUACACCGUAACUACGGACACGACGAAUCGGUCGAUCCUCCAGGAGUCCUCGAACCCGACUGACGAUUCGGCGAGGAACUUCGACUUUUUUGACUCGAAGGUCACCAUGAUCGACGAUAUCGGCGACAGUUGCCUCGCCGACCGGACUCUGCAGGUCACUAACACCUUAGACGAGCCCUUGAUACCAGAACUCAUCUCCUGCAAGCCAAAGGAAAUCACCCUGGGUCCGACUUCCGGUCCGUACAGUCUCCUGGGUCUGAACGUCCCCGAAGAAGAGGACGAAUUGACGCCUCCGGCAGCACCGCCUCCCUCGAAAGCUACGCCGGCUCCUCACUACCUGAUGCUGAACAAGCAGAACUCCUUCGAGCACGACGAGAGCUUGGGCAUACUGACGCCAGACCAAAUGGCGGAGUUCAGCAUGGCCUUGGAGUGCUCGAGGACUCCGUCCUGCGAAAACUUGACCGGCUCCGGGGGUUCCAGGAUCGCGAUGACGAGGGCGUCCGCCUCCAGACCGUCGGACCUCCCCACAUCCGUCGACGGCGGACCCACCGAAGGAUCAAGCGAGCGGACACCGUCCCCCGAAGAUCUUCCGCUCGACCCGAAACCCGCUGAACCAACGCGGACCGUUCCGGUCAGCUUCAUCACCUCCGUGACCAGCAUCACUAGUCUCGAGGCUGGCUACCAGGGUGACGGCGAAAACUCGAGGCCGGCAAGCCGCGGAGCCGAUCCGGCGCCUGUCGCACCGCCACCGAAUCUUCCAGCUCCUCGAACCGAUCCUAUGACCGAUUCGGACUUCUUCACGGAGAGCGACGCCGACGCCCACGAGGAGAUCGUCCGCGGUGAUCGCAGGGCUCAGGUCAUCGAUGGUACACUUUUCUGCGCCCCCGGUGGGAGACGCUGUCCCAGCUUCACUGGCGAGGAAAUGGACUCCAGUGGUAUCUAUUCCGAUCUCGAUCGCAGGCAGGACGAUCAACAACACGAGGAACCCCACAGCGAAGGUCAGACUCCAGACACCGCUGAUACAGAGUCGCAAAAGAGCCAGCCGUCACCUCAUUUGAUCGACAAUCAACAGCAGCAGCAGCAGCAACAACUUCAGCAGCCAAUCAUCACGGAUAAUCUACAGGUACCAGCGAGCAAUUUGAACACAUCGGUGGAUUCGAACACGUCGGUUGGUACCUUAGAGGCGACUGUGAUCGAGGUUCAAAAUCAGAGUCCGCCGGCAAAGGCAUUGAACAAGUCGGAUCCGGUGCCCUUGAAAAAGUACAAGAUGCCCAAGCGGAACGUCGUCUCGAAGAUCAAGGCUAUGAUCGAGUCCGGACCGAAAGACGAGUCCGAAAAGGAAGCACGACGGCCGCAAAGGACGCCGAGGAAGGGUGGACGGUGGGACGCUGUUAUGAGCAAGAUAGAAGCCGGGAAAAACGAGCAAAGGUCACGACCACCGAGGAAGGAGGUCAAGUCAAGGGUGUUGCAAAGCCUCGGUCCUCCACCUUUGACGGCGAAUCGACGAUCGCCCGGAGACUCCACGAAGAGCAAGAGCAGGAGAACCAGAGGACGUCAGGAUGUGAUUUCGCCUACUCAGGAGACUGCGCAAAGCUCGGUGCACAGUUCGAUGAGUGACAUCAGCAGUGCCCCCAGGUCGGCGAAGAAAAGAUUGGGCAGUCCUGGGGGCAGCGAGGGAUCGGCACAGUCAACGCCACGGAUUUCGUCUCCUCGACAACACCAGCCGCCACCCUCGUCAUUGACGAUUGUUAACAACGUCGUUUCAUCCGGGAACGUAAACAACAAUAUCAACGCCGCCGCCGCCGCUGCCGCAGCGGCAAACGUUGUCAACAACAACAAUAACAAUGCUAAUAAUAAUCAGCAAACCUCGGCUCGGCCGAUACCAUCACAUUCCCAGAGGUCACCGACCGUUGGAACACCUCCGCGAAGACCGGUAAACGGAAGAACGAGCCAACAGCAUCAGCAGCAUCAGCAGCAGCAACAACAGCAACAGCAACAACAGCAACAGCAAUCACGGAUCAACGGUUCUGAGGCGAAGAAAAAUUCGCUCGAUGUAUCUCGAGUAAAUCUAGAAAAGAGUCCCUCAGCAGCACGAAAGCCCGCCGUACCGCGGAGAUCGACGUCCAACGUCGUCCCGAAAAAUCAGAGCGUCUCUCCGCCUAAGGCCGGACCGCAGAUGGUGAUGGGUCCGGUUACAUUCGUUGCAGAUCGCGGGGCCAAGGAACCUACCCCUGCGCCGAUUAGGGGGCCCAUUGAGACGCGGGAACAGGCCCAUCAGACUGACCCAACGCACGAGGAAAUCCACCUUAAACAAGCCGAGGUCUCCGUCCAGGCCUUGUCCGUCAUCGUGCAGUACCUCGCUCACCAGCUCGAUGGCUUCUCAGCACCGAGACUGAAGAAAGACUGCGAGAGGAUGAAGACUGAAUGGCUGGAGGCACGGCUCGAAGCGGAAGAGUUAAGGGCCGGAUAUCGCCGUGUUGAACAACAGUUAACCGAGCAACACGACGAACGAAAACGGGCCCUGGAUAAUCUACGAGCUGAGCUGGAAUCCCGUCACGCUCAGCGUCUUACGGAGAUGGAAUCAGCGCUCCAAGAGGAGCGUGAAAAGUGCGAAGCGCGUCUUCAGGACACACUGAACAACUCAACGAAGGAGUUGAAGGUGACGAUAGCCCGCCUGCGAACAGAGCACGAAGCGGACCUGAUGCGACGAGAAGCUGCGACGGAGCGAAGAUCGGCGGUCCACGAUCAGGGAGCAGCGCUGCGAGCGGAGGCGGAUUCCCUCCGAACGGUGCUCGAGCUGCGGAGCCAGGAGAUCGCGGCGUUGCGAGCGGAGAACGACAACCUCCGUCGAGAAGUGGAGGUGAAGGAGGCGCUCGAGGCAAAGGUGGUAGCACUGGAGGCGCGGAGCGAGGAUCUGCGCGCGCAGCUGCAGCGAAAGGAGACUUUCGAGCGUCAGUUAUCGCACGAGAACAAGGUGCUGCUGGAGUCGUUCCACCAGGAGUCAAAGCAGAACAAGCGGCUCUCGCAGCACAACGAAGAGUUGCAAUGGCGGCUGCGUCAGAACAACGAGGUCGUCACGGUGCUGGCGAAUCAGCUCGCGGCCCCACCGCAGCGUCUGACGAGAUCGUUGGGCCCGGAGCACACGAGCCUUUCCCAUUCGCUCGACGACUCGCCACCGGCCUCACCGAUGGUUAAAUCUAUGGUCGAGAAGAGCGACUCGGUAUCCUGGACUCUGGAGAUCGAAGAAUCGCCCGAGGCGAUGGCCUCUCGUUUGCUGCGCCGCUCCGGAUCGAGUCGCGGCAUCAGUCCCAGCGACUCAAGGCCCAAAAGGCCCCGACAGCCGUCCUCAUCCUCGCCCGUCACAGCCGCCACCGUUUCCCGCCAGAGUUCGCUUCGCGCGACGAAUCCUCAGCGAGCCGUUGUCCUCAGGGCCCGCUCGAAGAGCGUUUCCAUCGGCGACAACGGGCCCCAGGACACUUGGGCCUCGCCUGGAUUCACGUCAACACCAUCCGCCGCACGAAGAAGACCAAGAAGCGAUCCCGCCACUAAUACCACCGUCGUUAACCAGGAACCGAGCCCCGGCCUGAGGCCCCAGGAGGCCGGUGGCGAGGCGAUGAUAUCCGAAGAGACCUCGGCGUCCAGCAGCGAAGACGAAUCCUCGGCCAGCAGCGACAUUCCACGACUAGCGAUGGAACUAUCAUGGAGCGAAUCGGAGGGUUGACGUAUCGCCCCCGACGCCUGCUGCGGCUGGAGGAGGACCAAGAGCCUCUAAGACUUUCGACUAUACCUAUUAUACAUUGUACGAACACGUGUGAAGAGUUUUGAAUUUUUUUUUUUUUUUUCUCGUUUUCUUUUAUCGUUAUUACACUGUUUUUUUCUUUUCUUACCAUUUUUUACUCA